CAGCGCGCACUGAUCGCUAUCGAGAGAAAGUAGCCCCAAGCAAUUACAAGGUGUGACUUUUUGGACUACAAGGGUUUUGUUAUGCUAAUAAAUCACUCAUUCGAACACGAGCUGUUUUGAGAAGAAAAACGUGUUACUUUGCAGACCCCAGGAAACCUGCCGGAACUACUUGUGCACUGACCAACACUGUACAAUAUCUAGGCUCACAGAACACUGUCGGGGUUAUCCUGGGGAGUGAAGAUCAGGAAGAAGCUGAAGGCCAUGGCUCCGUUUCUUGGCAGAUUCAGGCCGCUGGUGGGACAGUGCUGCCAUCAGUGCACCCCGGAGAGUCUGGAUCGGAAACUGCUCCAGAACACUCCUUCACUCAGCUUCCAGAACCUUCUGUAUGUGAAGGAAACGCACACCAGGUACCGAGGAUGGCUGGUAAGAAGAGUUUGUUGUGUGCUGUUUAUCUGCAGUCGUAAAGUCGACUGCGGUGCUGUUGGAGACCGACUGCUUCGGAUCUGCAGCACUGACAGGGUGAAGCGGGUCCUGACUUCACAGAGCAGUGUGAAAGAGUGUGGAGAAGAUACCCGAGGGAUUCUGGCUCUCACGGAAACAUUUCAAUCUCCAACCCUGAUUAGGUUUGUGGGCUGGUUGCUCUUGCGCUUCUUUGCUCUGAUGUUCUGCAGCGUGCAGGUGAACCUCAGCCAGAUGGCUGCUCUCCAUCGAGCCACACAGCUGAACAUCCCGCUGGUGUAUGUGUAUAUUCGUCAGGGUGCUGUUGAUCAGGCUUUGAUCUCUCUGACCCUUCUCUGCCACAACCUGAAAGUUCCCUACAGCGUCUCUCCAACUCGAGUUCACAGCAGCUGGAUGAGGGUCUUCCUGCAGAAACUGGGCAUCAUUUUUCAACCUGAUCACGCAGUCACGGAACAGGAGGCAGAAACCCACAGCCUGUACUCUUCCGUCAUGACCUCGCUGGUUGGCGAGCUGCUGAUGGCAGGUGAGAGUCUCAGCGUGGGUGUGUGUGAGGAGAGUGGAUGUGGAGGUCAGUGGCUGGCACGGAUUCGUCAGGCUGUAGCUGAGGGCCUGGUGCCGGAUGUGAGUGUGGUGUCAGUGGGAAUCUCUUACGACUGUCCUUCUUCAUGCCAGUCCACAUACCUUCAGCCUGGCGUGCUGUCUGUACUGCGGUUUGUGCUUUCCCUUCUGAGUGCUGAUGAAAGAGGAGGUGUGAGGAUCCAUUUCGCUCAGGCUUUCUCUCUGAAGGAGAUGUGUGACAGUGGGAAAUGUCGUGUGGAUGGACGACGCCCCCUGCAGGACCUCCUGCUGCCAGCUGUCAUUCACAACAGGAAGGAGACCAUAUUUGGGCAAAAAGAUGUUUCCUGGAUCCUUCCCUCCACUUUUCUGCCUGAACUGUCCCACAGUGAGAGACAGCUGAGCACUGCUUUGACACUGCAUCUGAUGCAUUCGGUGACCAGCAGCAUGGCCGUGAUGUCUACCAGCAUCGUGUCCUGUUUGCUCCUCCAUAAACACCGCAGGGGGGUGCGUGUGUCUGUGCUGUGUAGAGAUUUGUGUUGGCUGUUGGAGGAGGUGUUAUUCAGGCGCUUUGAUGUUGGUUUUGGAGGCUCUGUGCUCAGUGUGGUGUUCCAUGCUCUUUCUGUGUUGCGUCCCCACCUCCUGAUGGUCGCAGCACCCCCUUCAGGAGAGCCGCUGGUGACGGCUCGGCCUGAUCCACACACCCUGCUCACCCUCGGCCAGCACAGCCAGCUGCUCACACGUGUAUUCAUCACUGAGACUGUGGGAGCCUGUGCUGUCUCUGCCUUGCUGUGUAAGGUGGCAGGAUGUGGAGGAGGAGAGAUGGAGUUUGAUGUUGCACUUGGUCAAGAGGAGCUGACUGAAAAAAGCCUACAGCUUACACAUCUCCUGCCAGCUGGGUAUAUACCGCCAUGCCAAACAGCAUACAGUUUUGCUCUGGAUGCAGUGGACAGCAUGGUACGCUGUGGGAUUCUCAUCAUGGAGGAGGUACAUCGGGAUACUCCAGUAUGUGAUUUCUGGAAAAGGCAGGGUGUUUUCUCAUGGACUGCUUCAGACGAUCCUGAACACAGCAGUGACUCAGAGUGUGAGGAACUGGACACACGCUCAUACAAGCUCAGUCAGCCGUCUCAGUGUCCCGAGCUGCUGUUCUUUCUCUGUAGUUUACUGAGUGUACAGCUGAGGGCGCUCUGCUGGGCUAUAGAGAGCCUGGACCUGCUGCCCUUUCCCCUCACAGAGGCGGCGUGUGUGACCCAACUCCAUGCUCACCUGAGAAACAAAGCUCAGCUGGACAAAGUGCACCACGAGAGCUCCUCGAUAAAGCUGGUGAGAAUGGCCCUGCGAACCCUGACUGAUUUUGGUGUACUGAUGGAGGACCAGAAGAGUGAGGCGGUGUACCUGGAGAUCAGUCCUCUUUUCCUCCAGGCUGAGAACAAACACAAACUCUUCCAGUUCAUCUCUCAGUUCCUCUGCAGCUGACUGAAGAGAAACGCACGCCUCGGCACUGCUUUAGGUUUAGUUACAAAAUAUCAGGCGUUCAGGUAAUCAGUAUGGAGAAAGAUUUGGAUUUGGGACUUUAAAGACUGUGUGUUCAUUUGGCUUUGUUCUUACUGUAAAUAUAGUCAGUCAGUCAGGUCCUGUUUGUUGUGGCUAGUUUUGCACUGCAGCUGUGAGAUUAAUGUCGCUUACAUAACAAGUAAAGCUUUGAAUUUAGAACGAGCGGUUAAACAUUCUUUAUUCGGUCAGAGCGUACAGUAUGACUGAACCAGGGAAGUGUGCGUGUGACGAUUUAAACAUUCAGUUUCUACAAAGCUAACAGUUUACCGAGCAUCGUAGCUCGAGUGCGAAACUGAGCUCCAUUUUGUGUGAAAAUGGUCAAAAAAUGUUAAAAGUGAAUACUGAUAGGAUUUUGAGUUGAUCAGAACUGUUAACCAGUAGAGGAUAUUGGUCAUUUUGUUUUCAGCUUAAUUAAUGAGUGUUUGAUAAUGUUGGAUUGUUAGUUUAGUUAACGAGUUGUUCUCUUGUGUUUUUUUUUUUUUUGAUAAAUCAUUGCUUUAUAAUGCUUUGUUUGAUUGUAGAAUCGAAUACAGGUUU
Neoarius graeffei (lesser salmon catfish) is the source of this 3105-nucleotide messenger RNA. RefSeq names its product glycerol-3-phosphate acyltransferase 2, mitochondrial (gene gpat2). Gene Ontology annotation, cellular component: mitochondrial membrane. The record is from RefSeq and is a predicted model, not a curated record. The transcript is spliced from 21 exons. The coding region runs from base 262 to 2490 and encodes 742 amino acids. Lineage: Eukaryota; Metazoa; Chordata; Actinopteri; Siluriformes; Ariidae.